Molecule: messenger RNA, 426 nt
Organism: Phyllostomus hastatus (greater spear-nosed bat)
Lineage: Eukaryota; Metazoa; Chordata; Mammalia; Chiroptera; Phyllostomidae
Product: cystatin-13-like
Exons: 3
Coding region: 1-426 (141 amino acids)
Molecular function (GO): cysteine-type endopeptidase inhibitor activity
Source: RefSeq, a predicted model, not a curated record
AUGGCCAGAUUCUGCCCAAGCCUACUGCUCUUUGUGGCCACUAUGGUCCUCGUGUCCAGAUGUAUCCACGCCUGGGGCUCAUCAAAGGUGGUAAGGAAAUUUGAAGAUAUCCCGGAAACCUACGUCUAUGUGCAGCAGGCACUGUGGUUCGCCAUGAAAGAAUAUAACAAGGCCAGCAAAGACAAGUAUACCUUCAAGGUGGUGCAGGUUCUGAAGUCCCAGGAGCAGGUCACAGAUAGUUUGGACUACUUUCUUGAAGUCAAAAUUGCUCGAACAAUGUGCAAGAAAUUUUCAGGAGAAAAUGAAAACUGUCUAUUACCACAAGAUCCCAAAAUGCAAAAGAUGUUUCUUUGCACUUUUAUUGUUGCAUCCAAGCCCUGGAAAUUUGAACUCACUAUGCUGAAGAAACAAUGCAAAGAUAUCUAA